Molecule: messenger RNA, 2052 nt
Organism: Cydia splendana
Lineage: Eukaryota; Metazoa; Arthropoda; Insecta; Lepidoptera; Tortricidae
Product: O-acyltransferase like protein-like
Exons: 14
Coding region: 1-2052 (683 amino acids)
Molecular function (GO): acyltransferase activity, transferring groups other than amino-acyl groups
Source: RefSeq, a predicted model, not a curated record
AUGAAUCCCAUCAACACAUCAUGGGACCAACCUAAAGAAACGGAAUACGACCGCCUGCCGCCAUUGUUCAAGUUGGACGAGUUCUACCCGUGCCUGCGCGGGCCAGGUGACCGCUACUGCUACGUCAACGCCAGGCUGACUGCCAACUCCGGCAGCGAACUGCUUCUUAUCAUACAACUGGACGAGUUCUACCUGUGCCUGCGCGGGCCGAAGGACCGCUACUGCUACGUCACCGCCAGGCUGACUGCCAACGCCGGCAGCGAAUUGCUUCAUAUCAUACAAGAAUAUUCAGCUAGCAACAUCACGCAUUACGACCAUAACUUAAUACAUUGGGGCAUCUGCGUAACGAAGACAUGUCGGCAAUACCUCGGCAACCACACAGUUCACGAGGCCCUCGAGGCCUGCCUCAACUCCUCGCUCCAGCAGACCUACCAGCUCCAAGCCCGGCUGGUGGAGGACCAGGUCUACUGCACCGAGUUCGGGGAAACCGUCCCCAUAGACACCGGGGAUAUCAUUGUAGCUGCAGUUUUUGUUGCGAUUGUGAUUCUUAAUAUUCUUGGAACUUUUUACGAUUUCCGUUUUAUCCAGCAGAAGUCUUUAGUCGGAGGGAUCCUUCUGUGUUUCUCUGCGAAACGAAACUGGGAGCGCCUGAGGGCGCCGCCGGGGGAAGGCCCGGAGCCUCGGCGGCGGCGGCUUAACAUGUUUAACGGUGUCAAAUCAUUGACGACGUUCCUUGUGGUUUUCGGCCACUCUCCUAUCACGGCACUCAUUUCUUCAAACAACCCACAUUUCACUGAGUUGAACUACUAUAACCCGCUGUUCCACAUAUUCGCCAACGGGAACCUGAUAGUGCAGAGCUUCUUCUUGAUGUCGGGGUUCCUGCUCGCAUUCAAUUUGCUGCUGGUGGAGGAGAAGACUAAACUCUCUUGGAGACAUUUCCCAAAGAUAACCAUGUUAAGGUGGAUGAGAAGGUACAAAAUCACGACUCCAACCCUCACUUGGCUGCUUUAUCCAUUCUUUUUUGUUCAGAUUGACCCCACCUUACGCCGCCGUGCUCGCUGUAGUGUAGUAGCUACUUGGAUGAGACGUUUCGGAAACGGCCCCAUGUGGCAGACGGCUGUGGGUGCGGAAGUGGAUGCUUGUCGUCGAGACUGGUACUACCACCUACUGUACGUCAACAACUAUGUGGACUACUCGCAAUGCAUGGGGCACGCGUGGUAUUUAGGAGCGGACAUGAUGCUAACGAUUCUCGGGCUCCUGAUAUUCUGCACACGAAGUAGUUGGCGUGCGCGGAAGACCGCCAUUGGCGUGGCGUUAGUGGUUGGCGUGCUCACGCCAGCGGCGCACAUCUACUUCCAGAACCUGAACGCCAUCGUCUUACUCUCACCAGAAGUCACCCGCAAUUUCCUCGUGAACGACCCGACCUUCAACAACAUGCACAAGCGGACCCACACCAACAUCGUCUGCUACGCCAUGGGCCUGGCACUAGGCAUGUGGGUCUACAAGCUCAUGAAUACCAACUUUGACGUCACCAAAUAUAAGAAAUACCGUGUCAUCUACUGGUGCACGUUCCCGGCUAUGUUGCUCCUCACCAUGAGCGGCGGCGUCUUCUACAUCGACGGCAUCCAGGUCCCGCUGGUCGUGCGCCUCUUUUACUCGCCUCUGGUCAAGAUCCUGUACGGGAUGAAUCUUGUCGUGUUAACGACAGGGACUGUGUUUAAACUGGAAACGGUGUACCGUGGGUUGCUGGAAUGGCGAGGCUGGGCAGUGUUCGCGCACUUAUCCUACUGCGCCUACUUAGUGCACGUGUCCGUGAUACGCUACAGCGCCGCCAACCACACCUCUCUGCUGCACGCCAGCUUCUUCCACAUCGCCCUAACUUACUUCGGGCAGCUGGUCGCGACCUUCAUCCUGGCUUUCCUCUGCUGGAUGAUGAUCGAGGCGCCCUUCAGCCAGCUGGUGAAGGUCUGCUUCUAUCCCGCUCCCAAAGAACAGAAGAACGAAGAGACGGAACUGACAAGAACAUCGAAUUUUAUUAUCAGCAGCAAAUAG